Messenger RNA from Carya illinoinensis, 1029 nucleotides. Its product is annotated as ethylene-responsive transcription factor 2-like. The transcript has a single exon. Gene Ontology annotation, biological process: regulation of DNA-templated transcription; ethylene-activated signaling pathway. NCBI's taxonomy places the organism in Eukaryota, Viridiplantae, Streptophyta, Magnoliopsida, Fagales, Juglandaceae. The record is from RefSeq and is a predicted model, not a curated record. Gene Ontology annotation, molecular function: DNA-binding transcription factor activity; DNA binding. The coding region runs from base 145 to 858 and encodes 237 amino acids.
CGUAAAGCUAUAUCUUUCACACAGUUACCGACACGCCUUCAAACAACCUCGUUCACGAUCAGGAAUUACUCCUUAAGAUCUAAAGAAAUACGUACCUAAUUUCCAAAUAUUGUAAGUUCCGGAGUCCGGACAGGGCUCGGUAGGAUGGAGUUCUCGGACUUGGCUAUCCUUGAAUCCAUUCGGCAGUAUCUCCUCGGCGAUUCGGAGACCACUGGGAUUAGUUUUUACUCGACAGCGAUGGGUUUAGAUUAUGAUGCAAACACGGUUUCUAGGAGCGCGGGUUUUACCGGCGUUUAUCUUGACCAGAGUAAUAGGGGUGGUGCAUUUCCGUCGAAAGUGGAAGACGCCGGGAACGAGGUUUUUUCCGACGCCGUUAACUUUGGACGGGUUUUAUCUGAUGAGGUUGAUCGCGUAAAGGAAGCAACGGUGAAAUCAGAGCAACCGGAGACGAGAGAAGUGGCAGUGGCGGCAGCGCCUGUUCAUUACAGGGGAGUGAGGAGGAGGCCGUGGGGGAAGUACGCGGCGGAGAUAAGGGAUCCGAAGAAGAACGGCGCCAGGGUGUGGCUCGGAACUUACGAAACACCGGAGGAUGCCGGGCUGGCUUAUGACAGAGCGGCUUUCGAGAUGCGCGGCUCCAAGGCUAAGCUCAAUUUCCCCCACUUGCUCGGCUCGAAUGAAGCCCAACCCAUUAGACUGACUCCCAAACGCCGCUCGCCUGCACCGUCAUCCCCCUCAUCGGAUAGAGGGUCUCCGCAGCCGAAGAGGAGAAAGAUCAGUGGCGGCUCAGCGGGUGCAAUAGAGAUUUCAUGCGAGCCUAUUGACCCUCGGUGCUCUGUGCCCUUUAGAUCACUUGAAUAAUGACAUCUACUUUAGCCAUAAAGAGAUUACGUAUAAAUAAAUUUAUAAAUUGAUGUAACUUUAUGUAUUAUAUCGAAUUAUAAAAUUACAUUUAUUACAAAGUAGAUCUAAUAGAUUCUAUGAAAUCACAUCAGUUUGUAGAUAUGUUUUGUACAAUCUCUUUACAUCUAU